AUGCUUCCUAAAAAGAGACAAGGGGAAGGUGAGGCUGUUGACGAUCGUGAUUCCGAGAGCCUACUCAAGAAGCAGCGCCUCUGUUCGUCCUUCACCGACAGCAAAAGUACUGAGGAGACAAAUUGCAGUGAGACCAUUAACAGCCUAGGUGUAGGGAACAAUAAUAGUAAGGCCGCCGGAAGUUCGGAGGAACUAACAAUCACAGAAAUGGCAUUUGAUAAUGGAAAAACCCAUGAUAUCGAUGAGGAUCUGCACAGCCGGCAGCUUGCGGUGUAUGGACGAGAGACGAUGCGGCGGCUUUUCGCUUCAAAUGUUCUUGUUUCUGGAAUGCAGGGCCUUGGGGCUGAGAUUGCUAAGAACCUUGUCCUUGCUGGUGUGAAGUCUGUGACAUUGCAUGAUGAAGGCACAGUAGAUCUGUGGGAUUUAUCCAGUAACUUUGUUUUCUCGGAAAAGGAUUUGGGUAAGAAUAGGGCACUCGCUUCAAUUCAGAAACUACAAGAACUCAAUAAUGCUGUGGCUAUCUCAACUUUGACUACGAAAUUGAGUGUAGAACAACUUUCUGAUUUCCAGGCUGUGGUAUUUACUGACAUUGAUUUGGAGCGUGCAAUUGAGUUUAAUGAAUAUUGCCACAACCACCAGCCUCCAAUAGCAUUCAUCAAGACAGAAGUGAGAGGCCUAUUUGGUAGUGCCUUUUGUGAUUUUGGACCUGAGUUCACUGUAUUUGAUGUCGAUGGUGAGGAACCCCAUUCAGGUAUCAUUGCAUCUAUUAGUAACGACAAUCCUGCUCUUGUGGGUUGUGUGGAUGAUGAAAGACUGGAGUUCCAGGAUGGCGACUUAGUUGUGUUCUCUGAAAUUCGAGGAAUGACAGAACUCAAUGAUGGAAAGCCAAGAAAAAUAAAAAAUGCUCGUCCUUAUUCUUUUACCCUUGAGGAAGAUACAACUAAUUUUGGUUCAUAUGAGAGAGGUGGUAUUGUGACUCAGGUAAAGCAGCCCAAGGUUUUGAACUUUAAGCCACUGAAAGAAGCAAUCAAAGAUCCUGGUGAUUUCCUUCUUUCCGAUUUCUCCAAGUUUGACAGGCCGCCCCUCUUGCAUUUGGCAUUCCAAUCACUAGAUAAGUUUGUGUCUGAAUUUGGGCGUUUCCCAGUUGCUGGUUCUGAAGAGGAUGCUCAAAGAUUGAUAUCUAUAACUAACGACAUGAAUGAGAGCUUAGGUGAUGGGAAACUGGAUGAUAUUAAUCCAAAACUCUUGCGACACUUUGCUUUCGGUGCCCGAGCUGUACUGAAUCCUAUGGCUGCCAUGUUUGGUGGCAUUGUGGGGCAGGAGGUUGUGAAAGCAUGCUCUGGAAAGUUUCAUCCGCUAUUUCAGUUCUUUUACUUCGACUCCGUAGAAUCACUUCCCACCGAUACAUCAGAUCCCAGUGAUUUCAAACCUUUAAAUAGCCGUUACGAUGCUCAGAUUUCAGUCUUUGGGUCUAAGCUUCAAAAGAAACUAGAAGAUGCAAAGGUCUUUGUUGUUGGGUCUGGUGCACUUGGCUGUGAGUUUCUGAAAAAUUUAGCUCUGAUGGGAGUUUCAUGUGGAAAACAAGGGAAAUUAACUAUCACUGAUGAUGAUGUCAUAGAGAAGAGUAACCUCAGCAGGCAAUUCCUUUUUCGAAACUGGAAUAUUGGGCAGCCGAAGUCCACUGUUGCUGCUUCUGCUGCCUUAUCAAUAAACCCUCUUCUUCACAUUGAAGCUUUACAGAAUCGGGUGGGGCCGGAAACAGAGAAUGUUUUUGAUGAUGCCUUCUGGGAGAAUCUCAGUGUUGUGAUUAAUGCCCUCGACAAUGUAAAUGCUAGGCUUUAUGUUGACCAGAGAUGCUUGUACUUCCAGAAACCCCUUCUUGAGUCUGGAACCUUAGGUGCCAAGUGCAAUACCCAAAUGGUCAUACCCCAUCUAACUGAAAAUUAUGGUGCUUCUCGAGAUCCUCCAGAGAAACAAGCACCCAUGUGCACUGUCCACUCCUUCCCACACAAUAUCGAUCAUUGCUUGACAUGGGCUCGAUCAGAAUUUGAGGGCCUGCUGGAAAAGACACCUGCUGAAGCAAAUGCUUUUCUUUCUAAUCCUGGUGAGUAUGCAUCUGCAAUGAGAAAUGCUGGGGAUGCUCAAGCCAGAGACAAUCUAGAACGUGUGAUUGAGUGCCUUGACAAGGAAAGAUGUGAAUCAUUCCAAGAUUGCAUCACGUGGGCUCGGCUAAAGUUUGAGGAUUACUUUGCAAACAGGGUUAAGCAGUUGACAUUCACCUUCCCUGAAGAUGCUGCAACCAGUACUGGUGCACCUUUCUGGUCAGCCCCGAAGCGUUUUCCACGUCCCUUGCAGUUUUCUACCACCGACCCUAGCCAUCUUCAUUUUGUUAUGGCUGCAUCUAUUUUGCGGGCCGAGACAUUCGGCAUUCCUAUUCCUGACUGGGCAAAGAACCCUAAGAAACUAGCUGAGGCUAUUGAUAAAAUCAUUGUACCUGAUUUCCAACCCAGAAAAGAUGUCAAAAUUGUUACUGAUGAAAAAGCUACUAGUCUUGCUACUUCGUCCGUGGAUGAUGCUGCUGUUAUUGAUGAAUUAAUUAUGAAGCUGGAAAAAUCUAGGGCGACUUUGCCAGCUAAGUUCAGGAUGAAACCAAUUCAGUUUGAAAAGGAUGACGAUACAAACUAUCACAUGGACUUGAUAGCCGCGCUUGCCAACAUGCGGGCCCGAAACUACAGCAUUCCGGAAGUCGACAAGCUGAAAGCCAAAUUCAUAGCAGGACGUAUCAUCCCUGCCAUCGCCACCUCAACUGCCAUGGCCACCGGCCUCGUCUGCCUCGAGCUCUACAAAACCAUCAGUGGGGUCCACAAGCUCGAGGACUACCGCAACACGUUUGCCAACCUUGCCCUGCCGCUGUUCUCUAUGGCCGAGCCUGUGCCUCCCAAGGUCGUGAAGCACCGGGACAUGAGCUGGACCGUGUGGGAUCGGUGGAUCAUCAAAGGUGACCCAACCCUCCGUGAGCUUCUCCGGUGGCUUUCUGACAAGGGCUUGAAUGCGUACAGUAUCUCGUUCGGGAGCUGUUUGCUGUACAACAGCAUGUUCCCUCGGCAUAAGGAGCGUAUGGACAGGAAGGUUGCUGAGCUGGCAAGGGACGUGGCUAAGGUGGAUCUGCCACCUGGCCGCAACCACCUGGAUGUGGUGGUGGCAUGUGAGGAUGACGAGGAUAAUGACGUUGAUAUUCCUCAGAUAUCAGUUUACUUCCGUUGA
Molecule: messenger RNA, 3264 nt
Organism: Striga hermonthica
Lineage: Eukaryota; Viridiplantae; Streptophyta; Magnoliopsida; Lamiales; Orobanchaceae
Source: the annotation of a GenBank genome assembly